AGCAUCCUCCCUAGCCUCCGGACAUGACGUAAGCGCUUGCGCACUGGACCCAGAAUGUCUUCUGGGACUUACCUAGUAGGUCGUGCGUCCGCCUGGGGUCAAAAUGGCAAGCAGGCCUGCUGUUUCAGCAUCAGGCCGGUGGCUAGAGGGUAUUCGAAAGUGGUAUUACAAUGCUGCAGGGUUUAAUAAGCUGGGGUUAAUGAGAGAUGAUACAAUAUAUGAGGAUGAUGAUGUGAAAGAAGCCAUAAGGCGGCUUCCUGAGAACCUUUACAAUGACAGGAUGUUCCGCAUUAAAAGAGCACUGGACCUUUCCAUGAGGCAGCAAAUCCUGCCUAAAGAGCAGUGGACAAAAUAUGAGGAGGAUAAAUUCUACCUUGAACCUUAUUUGAAAGAGGUUAUUCGGGAAAGAAAAGAGAGAGAAGAAUGGGAAAAGAAAUAAUCGUAGUUGAAAUCUGGUUGCAGCUGUCCUCAAAGUAUUUUUAUGAAGUUGGUUAAAUGUGAAAUGUACAGAUUUAGAACUAUUCAGGCUACAAGUAUAUUAAGUUCAAACAAAUGUCCAUUGUAAUUAUUGGAAUUUCUGAAUUCUGAACCUUAUUCUGAAUAAAAACUGAAUUUAACUUACCUGUUAAAAUUCA
Messenger RNA from Manis pentadactyla (Chinese pangolin), 635 nucleotides. Its product is annotated as cytochrome b-c1 complex subunit 7. The record is from RefSeq and is a predicted model, not a curated record. The coding region runs from base 104 to 439 and encodes 111 amino acids. Gene Ontology annotation, biological process: mitochondrial electron transport, ubiquinol to cytochrome c. The transcript has 4 exons. Lineage: Eukaryota; Metazoa; Chordata; Mammalia; Pholidota; Manidae.